Messenger RNA from Lolium rigidum, 820 nucleotides. RefSeq lists its product as uncharacterized. Gene Ontology annotation, cellular component: cytoplasm. The transcript is spliced from 7 exons. The coding region runs from base 158 to 523 and encodes 121 amino acids. The record is from RefSeq and is a predicted model, not a curated record. Lineage: Eukaryota; Viridiplantae; Streptophyta; Magnoliopsida; Poales; Poaceae. Gene Ontology annotation, molecular function: protein phosphatase inhibitor activity.
GUGCAUCUCACAAUUCGAGACCGAUCCGAUCGCAGCAGCAAAUAUUCCUCCGUCCCUCCUCGACUCGCUGCUCUGCUCUGCUCUGCUCCUCCCCAUUUUCUCUGCCCCGAGCCACCAACCAAGCUUCCGCCUCGGAUCGCCACCAUCGUAGCUCACCAUGUCGGAGAUGAAGGACACCAAUGCUGUUGUUAAUUCUGAACCUAUGGACCAUAGUGGAGAUACUUCCAUGCCCUCAGCUCAACAACAGGAACAAUCAAUCAAGAAGAAGUUUGGAGGACUAAUUCCCAAAAAGCCACCGCUCAUCUCAAAGGAUCAUGAGCGGGCCUAUUUUGAUUCCGCUGAUUGGGCUCUGGGAAAGUCUGGACAGCAAGGUGUUGCCAAACCCAAAGGACCGCUUGAGGCACUUAGGCCAAAGUUGCAGCCCACACGACAACAUCAACAACGCUCAAGGAGCUCUAUCUACACAGCAUCUGAAAACGAGGAUGGCGAUGGCGCUGGCUCAGAGGACAUGAACAUCAACUGAUCAACAGCCUAGAACCUGCUCGUGUUGUGGGUUCCUGAACUUUCUGAAGCAGCUUGCUUUUGUUAUCUGUGGACCGCAGGGAAGGGAUCUGUUUGCGCUUGUGACUUUCCAUAGAUAAGAAAAUUGAUGUUGUAAUUUCAAGGGCGUAAUUCAUCAGACAGCUGCGUAGAUAUGUGCCAGAUGGUACUAUAGACUGAACCACUGUUUUGCGUUUGGCGCCGCACCUGAGUUGUGCCACGUCCUAUUUGUCAAUGGAUAUCUCUCUAUCUUUGAGCAUCCAAUGAUUCAGCUUGGCUU